AUGGCGUUGCGCACGAUAGGAGCUGCCACGCGGGCCCUUGCAUCACGGCGACCAUGUACCGUUCGAGCACCGGCCACCGUUAGCGCGGAGAGGAACGUACACCGCACUGUUUCGGCUCGUGACGAAGUGCACCAACUGGGACAGCACAAGGACACCCCGGACAACAACGAGACGACGUUCUUCGACUUCACGGACGAGAACUACGCCAGAGUGGAGAAGAUCAUGGCCAAGUACCCGGCCAACUACCGACAGGCAUCGAUCAUCCCGCUGCUCGACCUGGCGCAGAGGCAGCACGGGGGCUGGCUGCCGCUGGCCGCCAUGGAGAAGGUCGCCAAGAUCGUGGGGCAGCACGAGAUGAAGGUGUACGAGGUGGCCACCUUCUACACCAUGUUCAACCGCGAGAAGCGGGGCAAGCACUUCAUCCAGCUCUGCGGCACGACGCCGUGCAUGGUGUGCGGCUCGGAGGACAUCAAGAAGACCAUCAUGGACGAGCUCGGCAUCAAGAACGGGGGAACAACGGCGGACGGCAUGUUCACGCUGUUGGAGGUGGAGUGUCUCGGAGCUUGCGCGAACGCGCCCAUGGUGCAGAUUAACGACGACUACUUCGAGUGCCUCACGCCCGAGACCAUGAAGGAGCUUCUGGAGAAGUGCAAGAACGGCGAGACGCCGGAGAUGGGCCGGUGGGGCAGCUUGCCGCUCAACGGACAAGUCAGCUGCGAGGGCCCCCACGGAAAGACAUCGCUGGAGGGAACGCCGACAGGGCCCGGAUUCAUGAUGCGGAAGGACUUGGAGCAGAAGGUCGACCCUAAGUCGGUCAAGGACCACAUGUGCUACUGAUGACGCCGCGGGGCUGACUUAGCGUGAUCUGGUUGUGGUAGUCGCCGCUGCUGUGUGGCGGCGGCGGCGGCGUGAGGGAGAUAGGGGCGGCGAUACUCGCUCGUAUGAGUGAUCUUUAACGCGCUUUGAUUUGCGAGCUGCUGGUGGCAAUGGUGUAUGGGCGGCG
Molecule: messenger RNA, 1003 nt
Organism: Ectocarpus siliculosus
Lineage: Eukaryota; Phaeophyceae; Ectocarpales; Ectocarpaceae
Source: the annotation of a GenBank genome assembly